Lycium ferocissimum is the source of this 1332-nucleotide messenger RNA. RefSeq names its product meiotic recombination protein DMC1 homolog. Gene Ontology annotation, molecular function: ATP binding; DNA strand exchange activity; ATP-dependent DNA damage sensor activity. Gene Ontology annotation, biological process: mitotic recombination; DNA recombinase assembly; DNA strand invasion. Gene Ontology annotation, cellular component: nucleus; condensed nuclear chromosome. The transcript has 15 exons. The coding region runs from base 18 to 1043 and encodes 341 amino acids. Lineage: Eukaryota; Viridiplantae; Streptophyta; Magnoliopsida; Solanales; Solanaceae. The record is from RefSeq and is a predicted model, not a curated record.
UCAAAUUCUCUUUGAAAAUGCUUGCAUUCAAACCUGAAGAACAGUUACAGCUAGUUGAACGUGAAGAAAUCGAUGAUGAAGAAGACUUAUUUGAAGCUAUUGAUAAACUGAUAACUCAUGGAAUCAAUGCUGGGGAUGUGAAGAAGCUGCAAGACGCAGGUAUCUACACCUGCAAUGGCUUGAUGAUGCACACGAAAAAGAACUUGACUGGGAUCAAAGGGUUAUCCGAGGCAAAAGUUGACAAGAUAUGUGAAGCAGCUGAGAAGAUAGUGAACUUCGGCUAUAUUACUGGGAGUGAUGCUCUGCUCAAAAGGAAGCAAGUAGUUCGCAUUACAACUGGAAGUCAGGCACUGGAUGAACUCUUAGGAGGAGGGAUAGAAACUUCAGCAAUCACUGAAGCUUUUGGUGAAUUCAGAUCUGGAAAGACACAACUUGCUCAUACUCUAUGUGUCUCUACUCAGCUUCCUACCAGUAUGAAGGGAGGGAAUGGAAAGGUGGCUUACAUUGACACUGAGGGAACAUUUCGUCCAGAUCGUGUUGUGCCCAUUGCUGAAAGAUUUGGAAUGGACGCAGGAGCAGUUCUUGACAAUAUCAUUUAUGCUCGUGCAUAUACGUAUGAACAUCAAUACAACCUACUUCUUGGUCUGGCAGCAAAGAUGGCUGAAGAGCCUUUCAGACUUCUGAUUGUUGACUCUGUGAUUGCUUUAUUUCGAGUGGAUUUCACUGGAAGAGGAGAGCUUGCAGAUCGUCAGCAAAAGCUGGCUCAGAUGCUGUCCCGACUGAUAAAGAUAGCUGAGGAAUUUAAUGUUGCUGUGUACAUGACCAAUCAAGUUAUAGCUGAUCCAGGAGGUGGUGUGUUUAUAUCAGAUCCAAAGAAACCAGCAGGAGGUCAUGUCCUUGCUCAUGCAGCAACUAUAAGACUAAUGUUCAGGAAAGGCAAAGGAGAACAGCGUGUCUGCAAGGUGUAUGACGCACCAAAUCUUCCAGAGGCUGAAGCAGUUUUUCAGAUAACACCUGGAGGAAUUGCAGAUGCGAAGGACUGAAGAUCAGCUAGGACUUGCAACAGAGAGCUGCCUAUGUUAACUUUCUGCUUUCAUAUUUUGAUGCUUACUUUUUAAUGUCAGCUACAAAUAUAUUAGCAUAGCAUGAAUAAGUUUGUAAGCCAAUGUUUUCUUACACUUAUCAUGGUUCGUGUGCAGUGUUAUCACUAUUAUAGUUAGUUUCUUGCUCCUAGAAAAUCACAAUCUUAAGAGUCUAGUUGUCUUGUAUUAUCACAGACGAUUCACAAAAUGUAGACAUGCAAUAGCAAUAAUAGACACAUGCUUCUGUUGG